Hyaloscypha bicolor E is the source of this 639-nucleotide messenger RNA. RefSeq names its product cyclin-domain-containing protein. Gene Ontology annotation, biological process: regulation of cyclin-dependent protein serine/threonine kinase activity. Gene Ontology annotation, molecular function: protein kinase binding; cyclin-dependent protein serine/threonine kinase regulator activity. Gene Ontology annotation, cellular component: cyclin-dependent protein kinase holoenzyme complex; nucleus. Bases 1 to 639 code for a protein of 212 amino acids. NCBI's taxonomy places the organism in Eukaryota, Fungi, Ascomycota, Leotiomycetes, Helotiales, Hyaloscyphaceae. The transcript has 2 exons. The record is from RefSeq and is a predicted model, not a curated record.
AUGCAACCAGAGCCCACUUUGACACAUAAUUGUUUGUCUCCUCCUAAUGGUAUAAGAUCUAGCCAUGUUGCAGUCAAAAUAUUACCUGUCAAUUACGAGUUCUGUGGCGUUGAGGAUCUUAUAAUGCUAAUAGCCGGUUUGAUAUCGGAACUCGUCCAAAUAAAUGACCAGCUUCCUUUACGCGAUGGUGGCCUUACUAGAUUUCAUUCUAGGACACCUCCUCGAAUUUCGGUUAUCGAUUAUCUACAACGACUCACAACGCAUACAACUCUCACACCUCCAUUACUCUUGUCUAUGGUUUACUAUGUGGAUCGCCUAUGCUCGCUUUACCCAGCCUUCGCCAUCACAUCCCUCACAGUUCAUCGUUUCCUGAUUGCUGCUGCAACAGUGGCAGCGAAAGGGCUGUCAGAUGUCUUCCAUGGUCAUGCGACGUAUGCGCGAGUCGGUGGUGUCAAAGUUUUCGAACUUAGCAUGCUUGAGCUUGAACUUUUGUACAGAGUAGACUGGAAGAUAGUACCCAAUCCUGAGGUACUUGUGAAUUAUUACCACGGCUUAGUGGGUCGAGCAGAUGGGUAUAUUUUAGAAGGCGAUGCUCUCUCGGUGGAGGAGGGGAACAUCAUUGAAUCAAGAGAGAGGUGA